Messenger RNA from Gadus macrocephalus (Pacific cod), 505 nucleotides. Its product is annotated as beta-1,4-galactosyltransferase 5-like. Gene Ontology annotation, biological process: carbohydrate metabolic process; glycosphingolipid biosynthetic process. The transcript has 2 exons. Gene Ontology annotation, molecular function: UDP-galactose:glucosylceramide beta-1,4-galactosyltransferase activity. The annotation marks the transcript as partial. The record is from RefSeq and is a predicted model, not a curated record. NCBI's taxonomy places the organism in Eukaryota, Metazoa, Chordata, Actinopteri, Gadiformes, Gadidae.
ACCGGCUUCCUGGAGGCCAUGAAGGACCUGGCCUGGGACUGCCUGGUGUUCCACGACGUGGACCACAUCCCCGAGAACGACCGCAACUACUACGGCUGCGGGCAGAUGCCACGCCACUUUGCCGCCAAGCUCGACAAAUACAUGUACAUACUCCCUUAUAGAGAGUUCUUCGGUGGCGUAAGUGGACUCACGGUGGAGCAGUUUUGCAAGAUCAAUGGCUUCCCCAUUGCAUUCUGGGGCUGGGGUGGAGAGGACGAUGACCUGGAACGCUGUUCUGUGCGGUUCGGUUGCCGUGUAAACCUCAGUGAGGCCAACUCUGCUGGUGCAGAUGACGUAUUACGAAGCUGCAACGUACAUAAGGCUGGGCGACGCCGAAAAAUAUAAAAAACGUUCCUCUUAAAAGCAGACUAUAAAUGACUUCUUCAAAUUUUUUUGGCUGCGUGCCUCAGGUUAAGAUGUUGCAUUUGGUUGCCACAGACUUUAGGCAAUCUCUAAACCAGACAGU